Molecule: messenger RNA, 1377 nt
Organism: Rhagoletis zephyria (snowberry fruit fly)
Lineage: Eukaryota; Metazoa; Arthropoda; Insecta; Diptera; Tephritidae
Source: RefSeq, a predicted model, not a curated record
AUGCCUGCUUCGCUGCCCAUUCUCGAUGCACUCUACGCCAAAGUGUUCUUUGCCGGACGUGAUCUCCUCGCAUUUGGCUUCAAGUUCCUCCACCCGGAGAACGUUGUCUCGCACAUGAUUCGAAUGUUUGCAAUGGGCAAUUUGUUCGCCACCGCAGGCAAUGAGGAAUCAAUUGCUAUUUGCAAAAAGCUACUAAAGGUGAUUCUUAUCACCGAUCCUAGUCUUCGGAAGCAACUUCUCAUCAAGAAGGCGCUGCUCGACCGUGCCGUCGAAGGCAUGGGCCACCAUGGUCUCGUUGGCACCUCAAAUGAUUCCCUAAUGAAUCUUCAUGAAGCAUUAAAAAUCGAGUUUGAAAGAGUGAUUCAGCAGUACAAGGGCGCUAUUGCGAAGAUUGACGAACUAUCGCUAGCACGGAACAACAAAGACGGCGGCCCCAUAACGCGUUCGCUUUCGCAAGGACCAGCGCCGACAUUCAGCUCACACCAACGACUGCUGUCGCUGAAGCAGGAGGAGAUACAGGACCGUCUAAACAAGAAUCGAUCUCUCCUGUGCGCCCUGGAGCCCUGCUUUCGAACAAAUCACUCGCUGCAAAUACUGCUGGCCAUACUGCAGAAGCGCAUUGACUACGACAAGGAAACACUCUUUCAGUUUGGUCAGCUGCGCAAGGAGUACGUGUCCACCUGCAGUGGGGCAUCCUCCACCGACCCCAGCGCCUCCUUUAACCCACCCAGCCGUCACAAGCUGGCCAUCCAGCUGAACAACAGUCCCUUCGAGCGGGACACCGUCGUUGCCCCCGUCUUAAUGCGUUUCUCACAUGGAUGUGCCCAGACGCACCACAAACUGGUUGGCGUUUUCCAUCAUAUUGAUAAUCAUUUCUCCCUGUUGUGUCUUUCACUUUAUCCAGAAUCACAUGCAGAUCGACAGGCAGCGGCAGCGGCCGCAAAUGUCGCCAUCAUGACUGGUCGUGCCGACGGAACCACCCUGCUCGAUGGCGAAGUGAGCGUCAACUGUGGCAAUCGUCUCAGCAUGUGUGAGCCGCCCCCAGCGGAGAACCGAGUGACUGGUGCCGAGAACGGUGGGCCGACUACCAUUUGCCGCAUCAGCGUCGACGGAAAGGCGAGUGUUCAGGAGGAGAGCGAAGAGGUGUACUUUCUCCGGUGUGAGCUGGCUCAAGCAAGUGCCCGAAUUGAACAGCUGGAAAACAGUCGAGCCAAACUGCAGGAGAAGCUGACCUCACAGUCGCAGCGACUGCUGUCGCUGGGCAUCGGCACUGGUCAUCGGUUUGAGGGCUCCAAUCUGGACGAAAGCAAUCGCCUGAAUGGACUCAUUCGCCGAUAUGAGCAUCUCUACUCACAAGGUAAUCACAGAGUGAACUGA